Messenger RNA from Echinococcus granulosus, 186 nucleotides. RefSeq lists its product as hypothetical. The record is from RefSeq and is a predicted model, not a curated record. The coding region runs from base 1 to 186 and encodes 61 amino acids. Lineage: Eukaryota; Metazoa; Platyhelminthes; Cestoda; Cyclophyllidea; Taeniidae. The transcript has 2 exons.
AUGUUUCCCUUUGGCAAGGAUGAUCAAAAUGUACCAAGUAGGACCAAAGCCCUUAUCCUCCAGUGUGGGAGGGGGACGCGCGACCGAUCCAAGGAUGUUCUUCGUGAGAAGGAAUUCGGUGGCAUCUGGCCCAGACUCCACCUUAUUUCGCUAACUCCUUUCUCAACAUCCUAUCUGCCUAAAUAG